CUGACCGCCACACCCAGGGAAACGCGAUACGUUUCCAACAUCCAUUACUUUGGCGAGCCCGUCUACACCUAUUCCCUGAAGCAAGGCAUCCGCGACGGCUUUCUCGCCCCAUACAAAGUCAUCAAGGUCCACGUCGACCGCGACGUGGAAGGCUACCGUCCCGAAAAGGGCCAGCUCGACCGCCGCGGAGAAGAAGUCGACGACCGCAUCUACAACGCCAAGGACUUCGACCGCAAUCUGGUGCUGGACGGCCGCACCAACCUUGUCGCCCGCAAGGUCACCGAAUUCCUCAAGGAAAGCGGCGACCGCUUCCAGAAGACGAUCAUCUUCUGCGUCGACCGGGAACACGCCGCCCGCAUGCGUCAGGCGCUCGUCAACGAAAACGCCGACCUCGUGGCCCACAACCACCGCUACGUCAUGCGCAUCACCGGCGGCGACCCCGAAGGUCAGGCGGAACUCGGCAACUUCAUCGACCCGGAAUCGGCGUACCCGGUGCUGGUCACCACCUCGCGGUUACUGUCCACCGGUGUUGACGCGCAGACCUGCCGGCUGAUCGUGCUCGACCGCCCAAUCAACUCCAUGACCGAAUUCAAGCAGAUCGUCGGGCGCGGCACCCGCGUGCACGAGGAUACGCACAAGUUUUACUUCACCCUGAUGGAUUUCCGCGGCGCCACCAGCCACUUCGCGGACCCGGAGUUCGACGGCGAGCCGGUGCAGAUUUACGAGCCGGGCGAGGACGACCCGAUCACGCCCCCGGACGAUGCCGGCGAACCGGAACCGCUGCAACCCGAUGACGAGGAGGUUGUCGUCCAUGACCCGUCCCUCCCCCUGCCGUACCCCCUCGGCAGCACGCACAAGGUUUACGUGGACGGCAUCGAUGCCACCAUCAUCGCCGAGCGGGUGGAGUACCUCGACGAGUACGGCAGGCUGGUCACCGAAUCCCUGCGCGAUUUCACCCGCAAGGCGUUGAAAAAGCGCUUCGCCAGCCUCGACGAUUUCCUGCGACGCUGGAAGGCCGAGCAGCGCAAGCAGGCGAUCAUCGACGAACUGGCGGGCGAGGGUCUGGCGCUCGACGUGAUCGUCCAGGAAGUGAACAAGGAUCUCGAUCCUUUCGACCUCAUCUGCCACGUCGCCUUCGAUGCCAAGCCGCUGACCCGCCGCGAGCGCGCCGCCAACGUCAAGAAGCGCGACGUGUUCAGCAGGUACGGCGAACAGGCGCGCGCCGUACUCGACGCCCUGCUCGUCAAAUACGCCGAUGAAGGACUGCUCAACCUGGACGAUACCGCGGUGCUGCGCAUCCCGCCGCUCAACCAACUCGGCACCCCGUUGCAGUUGAUCAACGCCUUUGGCGGCAGGGACCAAUUCGUUGCCGCGGUCCACGACUUGCAAGACGCCCUCUACCAGGAGACCGCCUAG
Geodia barretti is the source of this 1416-nucleotide messenger RNA. Lineage: Eukaryota; Metazoa; Porifera; Demospongiae; Tetractinellida; Geodiidae. The record is from the annotation of a GenBank genome assembly.